AUCAGGGCAAUGCCCAGUCACUACAACUCAACUCCACUCGCAGAUAAUGCAGAUCCAUGCCAGACAAAGCGCCAGUCGCUCCACCUCCAGUGCAACGCUGGACAAAUCAACGAGACAUGGGGAAUUCACGGUGAGGGCUGAGGCUUGCUGCGCUUCUGCAAGGCUGAGCAAGUAGUAUUUAUUUCGCUGCACACCCGCGCAGAUCAGCCGAUGUGUUCCCACCUACCCUUCGAAAUCUAAAGUCGCAAGCGACGCAACACACUCUCUUACUUUCUUCGAUUCUACCCAGCUGAGACCGGUCUGGACUGGUCGAUUAACCUUCAUUUGGAAAAUGUUCUUGCAGUCUGUCUUCGGGCUUUCCCUGGCGCUACCCUCUCUGUCAACCGCUGCAAGACUCUUUGCGACCCACUACGAUGGCAACGUCUACUCUCUCAACUUGGAGGGAGAAGGCGAUAAAUUCUCGCUCACCAAGACUCACAACCUGACCACCUGCGGCGGUGCCGGCUCGACGAGUGCGCUGACCGUCGACCCUGACCGCGGGCUGCUAUGGUGCGUUGGUGAAGGCACUCCCGGUGCAUUGACCGCGUUGCAGGUCGAGAAGGACGGCAAGUUUAACGAGGCUGCAACGGUAGAGACACCCCCUGGCGGUGUCGAUAGUGUCAUGUACGGAAAGGACAAGCAGUUCCUCGCGAUAGCGCAUUAUGGAAACUCCUCCAUCUCACUCUUCAACAUUCCCUUCGCAGACAAGCAGGAAGUAAACCCCUUUGAUGUGGUGAGGUUGCCCCAGCCGAAAAAUGUUACCGAAAAACAGCCCAAGUCGCAACCACAUCAAGUCCUGCUCGACCCCACCGGAUCGUUCCUCCUAUCGCCGGAUCUGGGAGCCGAUAAGAUGCACGUGUUUGCGAUUGACCAGAAGUCCGGUAAACUGAACAAGUGCGGAUUCAACUCGACGAUCCACUUUCCUCCAGGAAGCGGGCCGCGUCAUGGAGUGUUUGUGACCUCGAAUGCAGCUCACCACGCCUGGGUGGGCAGCAAGCCGCAUGGGGGGCGGCUGGCAAGGCGCAAUGCAGAAAAAUCGGUAUUGUAUACCGUAGAAGAACUCCGCGGCUAUAUGUGUCCGUUCGACGUGUCGUAUGGGAAGGACGGGUGCCCCGAGUUCAAGCAGUUGACGGCCUGCUUCCGCCCUUACCCUGGCUCAAAGUUUCCCUCGAAUAAAACGACAUUAGGUGAAAUCCGGGCAGCGGGGCCAACCGUGCAUAUCUCCGUCCGCAAGGAUGGUAAAUUUGAUGGAAAUGAUUCCCUGGUGACCUUGGAACCAGGACAGACAGCCGUGACCGACGCCGACCUGGUUUCGUCUGGUGGGAAGACCCCGCGCAGCUUCGUGAUCAACAAGAAGGGGGAUCUGGUCGCGGUCGGCAAUCAAGAUUCAUCCACGGUAGUCAUCAUUAAGCGAGAUCCGCAGACUGGGAAAUUGCUCAGUGAAGUCGCUUCUCUGCUGGUCGGUGAGGCGCCUGCGGAGGGAACUUGGGGUGGCUUGAGCAGCAUCGUCUGGUACGAGUAGAUGCCUGUAGUUGGAUACGUGUAUUGUAUACAUAAAUUCUUGGCCGUCCGUGAUUCAGAAUAGAAAAGGCGCCUGUCGGCUUCA
Molecule: messenger RNA, 1645 nt
Organism: Aspergillus pseudonomiae
Lineage: Eukaryota; Fungi; Ascomycota; Eurotiomycetes; Eurotiales; Aspergillaceae
Product: Lactonase, 7-bladed beta-propeller-domain-containing protein
Exons: 2
Coding region: 332-1561 (409 amino acids)
Molecular function (GO): protein binding; 6-phosphogluconolactonase activity
Source: RefSeq, a predicted model, not a curated record